GUCUCUCACUACCCAACUCUCGCAUCACUCCACUCACCUCUCCGAUUCCCCAAGUCCCCACCGGCCGUUGCCGGCGAGUCAAACAUGGCGGCCAGCUCCCUCCGAGUCGCCGCCGCCCAGAUGACCUCCAUCAACGACCUCUCCGCCAACUUCGCCACCUGCUCCCGCCUCGUCAAAGAGGCAGCUGCUAGUGGAGCAAAGCUGAUUUGCUUCCCUGAAAGCUUCUCCUUUAUAGGUGCUAAAGAUGGGGAUAGUCUCAGAAUAGCUGAGCCUUUGGAGGGUCCACUGAUGAAACAGUACUGCUCUCUUGCAAGAGAAUCUGGAAUUUGGUUGUCACUUGGAGGGUUUCAGGAGAAGGGGUCUGAUGAUGAGCAUUUGUUUAACACUCAUGUUGUAGUUGAUGAUGGUGGGAACAUCAGAAGUACUUACAGGAAGAUUCACUUGUUUGAUGUGGAUACGCCUGGUGGGAGGUCAUACAAGGAAAGUAGCUUUACAGAAGCAGGGAAGAAAAUUGUUGCUGUAGAUAGCCCCGUAGGACGUUUGGGUUUGACAGUUUGCUAUGACCUGAGAUUUCCAGAGAUUUACCAGCUGCUCAGGUCCCAACAAGAGGCACAGAUUCUGUUAGUACCUUCAGCCUUUACCAAAGUAACUGGUCAGGCACAUUGGGAGAUUCUUCUUCGUGCUCGUGCAAUUGAGACUCAAUGUUAUGUAAUAGCUUCUGCACAAGCCGGAAAACAUAACGAUAAAAGAGAAAGCCAUGGCGAAACUUUAAUUAUUGAUCCAUGGGGAACAGUUGUUGGCCGAUUGCCUGAUACUCUGUCGACGGGGAUUACUAUAGCUGAUAUUGAUUUCUCCUUGAUCGAUUCAGUGAGAGCAAAGAUGCCAAUUGCGAAGCAUCAGAAACCUGUUGGAUUCUGGAAAUCUGCAUCUUUAUGAUUUACCAACUAUACAUGUUGCAGAAAAAGAGAAGAAACUUAUGUUGCACAUGUAAAUGAAGAAUAAUUCCGGAAGUUGAUGAUCAUUUCACCAACUAUACAUGCUUGUACUUAACAAAUUAUGUAUUCUAUUGAUCAUUUAGAAUUUAGUAGGAC
Argentina anserina (silverweed cinquefoil) is the source of this 1091-nucleotide messenger RNA. Its product is annotated as deaminated glutathione amidase, chloroplastic/cytosolic. NCBI's taxonomy places the organism in Eukaryota, Viridiplantae, Streptophyta, Magnoliopsida, Rosales, Rosaceae. The transcript has 9 exons. Bases 85 to 936 code for a protein of 283 amino acids. Gene Ontology annotation, molecular function: hydrolase activity, acting on carbon-nitrogen (but not peptide) bonds, in linear amides. The record is from RefSeq and is a predicted model, not a curated record.